AUGGGUAAUGCAUGUACAAGAACCAACACCGUGGCAGCUCGACCCGGUCGUGCAGUCAACCAAAUGGUUACUUCCAAUUCAGUAAAUCCCUACGAUGCUAACCAAAUAAAUGCAAAUAAAGCAACGCAACAUCCUCCGUGGCAAGAUGUGAGAGUUGAUGAUUAUUCGCGUACGUCAUCACCAACUUCCCCGCGCAGACAAAUAUACAGAUCAGGACAACGCUCACCACCACCUACAGAGCACACCGGGCGAGCGGCUAAAUCAAACGAACCACUAACCACAGUAAAAUCGUCAUUCUCAUUAAACAGAAAUGUUGAAAGUUAUUCACAUAUUUGGAAAGAUGCGCAGUUCGUUUUUAAAGAACAAACAGAUGUAACUGAAAAAACUCGAACAAUAAAACUCGAGUCAAACACAGACGAAAAACAAGACAAAAAAGAUUAUAAGGUUGAUAAGGGCAAUGUUCACGUUGAAUCAACAGUCGAUUCAAAAAUAACAACAUUAGCUAAUAUAUCAACAAAAGAAAAACAAACUCUGUUAAUGACAGCACUCAGUGAAACACAAAUAAAACUAGACACAGACGUUAAACGGCGACAAGAACAGAUUUCAACUGAAACAAAAUCAGUUGUAAAUCAUAUUCUCAAUGAUACACUGACCGACGAACAACGCUUAGCAGAAUAUAUCAGAAUAAAGCAAACUGAAUAUGAAGACGAUUAUAAUAAACAAAUACAAAAAUAUUCGGAAGAAUUA
This is a messenger RNA of Didymodactylos carnosus, 747 nucleotides long. NCBI's taxonomy places the organism in Eukaryota, Metazoa, Rotifera, Eurotatoria, Philodinida, Philodinidae. The record is from the annotation of a GenBank genome assembly.